Messenger RNA from Dentiscutata heterogama, 287 nucleotides. NCBI's taxonomy places the organism in Eukaryota, Fungi, Glomeromycota, Glomeromycetes, Diversisporales, Gigasporaceae. The record is from the annotation of a GenBank genome assembly.
UUGCUACUCUCUUAGAUCCUCGAACAAAAAAAAUGACACCAUUUACUAAUAGAGAAUGUAAAAAGGCCAGAAUAAAGUUAAAAGAUGAAUUUAAAAAGUUACGAAGGCUUUAUAUCAGUAGUAAUAAUCAAUUAGAACAAGAAAUAUUACAAACAGCUUCUAAAAUUAUGCAAAAUCUAUUUUUUGAAGAUAUUUUUGAAAUACAAGACCAAGAAGAUAUAGUGCUCUUAGAUGAAGUUAUACAAUACUUAGAUCUUGCUUUUAUUAAUUAUAAUGCCAAUUCUUAG